GCUCGGCUUAUUAUGUUUUCGCCAUUGUAACGUCUGGUCUUGCAGUCGACUCAAAGAUGUUGAAAUUCAUAGUCUUAUGUUUCUGUUUGGCGACAUUGUUUUGCAGCGUUCUUUCUGCUGUUGUCAACGUUUCUCCAUGUGACGACUACGAGAAUCAAUGCAUCGACGAGGUGCGCAUAAAUCCUUGCAAGGAAGCAGCAAGAAACGCCCCAUGCAAGGCUAAGAAAGGUUCGAAAGUUGAAGUAGAGGUAGAUUUUACACCAGAUUUUGAUUCGAAUAGUUUAUUAUCCCAACCUUAUUGGGAUAAUGGAAUAAAAGAUAUACCGAUGUUGAGCAUGGAAACUGAUGGAUGUAAAUACACCACGUGCCCUCUGAAGCAAGGUACUAAACAAACGUACAAGUACGAGUUGAGCAUUUUGGACAGUUACCCACCAGCCACGUACAAUGUUAAGUGGAAGUUAAACGGUGAUAAUGAAAAAGGGUGUUGUUUCGGUCUGAAAAUAAGAAUCGUUAGAUGAAAA
This is a messenger RNA of Onthophagus taurus, 521 nucleotides long. RefSeq names its product NPC intracellular cholesterol transporter 2. Lineage: Eukaryota; Metazoa; Arthropoda; Insecta; Coleoptera; Scarabaeidae. The record is from RefSeq and is a predicted model, not a curated record. Gene Ontology annotation, biological process: sterol transport. Gene Ontology annotation, molecular function: sterol binding.